Messenger RNA from Jaminaea rosea, 2204 nucleotides. RefSeq lists its product as hypothetical. The coding region runs from base 219 to 2099 and encodes 626 amino acids. The record is from RefSeq and is a predicted model, not a curated record. Lineage: Eukaryota; Fungi; Basidiomycota; Exobasidiomycetes; Microstromatales. The transcript has 2 exons.
GUUCGAGACCGGAUGGUGGGAGAAUCAAGCAGCGCUUCACUACGGAAAGGUCAUUUUGUGGUCCUCCGCAGCAAGCACGCUACCGCCUUGGUGGAUUCAUCCUACUGCCCUUUGAGACCUCCAAGCUCAUCGACCCUCAAACGCCGCAACUCUCUCGCGCCGCCAAGGCCUUCGAGGAUAUCGCUGCUGGGCAAGCAGGUGUCAAGCCAGCCGACUGGAUGAGCAAGCUCUCCGCCGAGACGAUCCGUCAGGCAGCGCAAGGUGCGUACAAGAUGGCCACGCCUUUCGCCCUGGAGCUCGUGACGGUCCUCAACAUGGGCCUCGUCGACGUCAUCAAGGACGGGGAGUACUGGGAGGCGAGGCAGGGGUCAUCGGCAAACAGCAAGCUGAGCAUGGAUGCGUCUGCUGAGGUGAUGACGGCCGGUGUGGUCUACCUACGGGUCGAGAUCAUCAGCGGCAGGCUGGCGGGCAUCUACGUCGGACGCACGGGCUGGGCUUGGUUUCGCCUCACCGAGCACAUCGCAACGAUCCUGUUCGAUUACCUCAAAGAUUCCCAGUAUGCCUACCAGACGGCGAGGGCGGCGGACGUGGUCUUGACUUUCAAUCUCUUCGAGGACAAGACCGCGGAUAGGCACGACGCUGCAGCCUGGCCUACACGGGCGAUCAUCGAGGCAAUUUGGGCCCUCCUCCUCGGCUCAUACGACCGCAACGAGGAGUGUUGCUUAGUCAGGCGCCGCUACGGCCUGGUUGAGCUGGGAGAAGCUGUGCGUCGGUGCAACGGAACGCGCUGCUUCGAAGCGCCCGAAACGGGAAUGCGCACGAUGGCCUUGCACAACGUCCAAAGGAGGCUCCAGCUGUACCUCCAUCAGAUCCGUACGGCCGUCCCCAGCGCCAAUGGCCGCAAGCACGCCCAUUUUCUUGUGCUUUACCAGAUAGGCCAAGACGUGCGAUGCGGACUGACUGGUCUUUUGCUGGCAAGCGGCGCGUACAUCAACGUCAACACGACCGGCCAGAAUCCGUUCCUCUUCCCGAUCGGAGGCAGGGGACGAAGGCAGGAUGUCGCGAGGCUGAGAGACAUCGCAAAGUCGGGCAGGUGGUCGUUCCGGCUGGUCGAGGGUGGCGAGACGUCUCUGCUGAGCAUGGGCCCAGUUGACAUGGCGCUUUACGGCAAACUGGCCCUGAUUGGAUCCUCGGCAGACAAGAAGCGAUAUGGCGACGAGGAGGUCGUCUUCUACUUCGACGCUGCUCCGAUGGCCGUAGAGACGAGGCUUUUCUGGGAGCAAGUGCUGCUGAUGCUCCCCGCCGAGAGCGCCGCUCACCGUCGUCGCGCUCAUCGCGAGGCGGCCGAUGCCGUCAUCGCACGUCGAGCUGCCGACCAUCACGCGCUCGACAUCAGGGUCAGGCUGGCAUGGGACGGCCUGUUGACCAUGAGCACAGUCUCUGGCAACAUCAGCCUCUUUGACGUGGUCGUGCCCACGCUGCGAGGCGGCGGCGGCGGCGGCCGCAGCGACACUGUGGUCACUCGUAGGCGGUCGAUGCUCGGAGCGCUCCAGCAGGCUACAGGCGUCGGGCAGGGGGUGUCAGGGCGGGGUACGACGGCUGCUGUGCCGCUACAGCUGGAUGUAUGGGGCACAGGCGCAACAUCGGGCAUCGAAGGCGGGCGCAGCAACUGGACGUGGCGGGUCUUUGCCGCUGACCGCCACGAAUGGGUCGACCAGCCGUAUCAGAUGGAGGUGUCCGGACUGGCAGUUGCGGUGCAGACCGAACCGCUCUUCCGCGUCUUCGGAGAUCUGGAGCGGGUCUACGGCAGCGAUCCCGCCCGUGCACCGACGCUCGCCUUCUUCCGCAGCAUCCUUCGCCCGAUCACGCUCACCAGCCCCGACCCUUUGCCCAACAAAGACGACGGCUACGGCAAAGCUUCCGUCACUUGGAAGCACGCGAAGGCCGGUGGAGCAGGCACGGAGACAUUCAAGCUCGCAUUCGACGAAUCUGGGGUCUGCACAAUCUUCGCCAAUCAGCGACGCAGAGGGCGACAUCAUGUGGGCAUCCUGGACGGCUGUCCGGACGGACGAGGCUCGCAACUUCUUCUCCGACCAUAGGGCAGCGCUUGCUCAUGUCAACUCGUGGAUCCCUCGAGCUGCCCAGGAGUCGACCUCGCUCUCCUCACAGCCCUCUUUGCCUCCCUCUCAGCAACGACUCCGGAU